Molecule: messenger RNA, 859 nt
Organism: Medioppia subpectinata
Lineage: Eukaryota; Metazoa; Arthropoda; Arachnida; Sarcoptiformes; Oppiidae
Source: the annotation of a GenBank genome assembly
GCCGCAGAUGUGCUCAAAGAAGAAGCCCAACCACUAGUCAGUAUCGGUCCGGACGAGAGUCUAUUCAACGCCAUUAAACUGCUGAUCCACCGGAAGGUGCACCGGCUGCCGGUCAUAGACCCGGACACCGGCAAUGUAUUAUACAUACUGACCCACAAACGAAUUCUCAAAUACCUCUUCCUCUAUUACUACAAUCGACUUCCAAUGCCGUCGUAUCUGAAUAAACAGCUCAAAGAGCUGAUGAUCGGCACCUACGACAACAUCGCGGUCACCACAACCAACACACCACUCAUACUGGCUCUGCAUCAGUUCAUUGAGCGCCGGGUGUCCGCACUGCCCGUCGUUGACAAACGGUCCAAAGUGGUGGACGUUUAUGCAAAGUUCGAUGUCAUUCAUUUAGCCGCUGACAAGACGUACAAUAAUCUGGACAUUACGGUGAAGAAAGCGCUGGAGCACAGGGACCAGUCGGAGCGUGUGAUCAAAUGCACAAUGAAUGAUACGCUGCACCAGAUACUAGAGAAAAUUGUCCAGGCUGAAGUGCAUAGGAUAGUGGUGGUGGACAGCGAGGAUCACGUGAUCGGCAUCAUAUCCCUGUCCGAUAUAUUGUCGUUUCUGGUGCUCCGCCCGUUGGGACUCGAGAGGAAGGACGUGGACUGUGAUAAGCUGGUCGAGGAGACCGCCGAAGAAGCGGCUGUCGAUGAUAGCGACCACAGCGAAGACACCACUACCAGCACCGGCGGUGGCAUCGCUAAGACAGCGCCCACACCCAUACCUGCCGCCACACCACUGGCCGAUCCGCUGAAGUGAAUGGGAUGUGCUGUGCGAGUGAUGUGUGUCUCUAUGUGUGUGGACAGGGAUG